Molecule: messenger RNA, 940 nt
Organism: Octopus sinensis (East Asian common octopus)
Lineage: Eukaryota; Metazoa; Mollusca; Cephalopoda; Octopoda; Octopodidae
Product: zinc finger protein 436-like
Exons: 3
Coding region: 180-656 (158 amino acids)
Source: RefSeq, a predicted model, not a curated record
UUUGAGUAACUUUACAAAAGAGUUAACCAAUUUAUAUCUUCUGUUUUAGAUAUUAAGCAAGAUCACCAAUGAAAGUAACAUAACAUUUAAUUAUUCUCUGAUGCAUUUGAACACAAACAUUCAUAGUAAUGAAACAGAUACUAUCAUUGUGAUAUGUAUAACGAAAUUAUUCUCUCAUAAUGAAUAAUUCAACUAAAGCAAAAAUCAAUGAUAAAAGAGAGAAGCCAUAUCACUGUGAUAUCUGUGGUAAGUCAUUCUCUCAAAGUUGUAAUCUAAGGCACAGACGUGUUCAUACAGGAGAGAAACCAUAUCAGUGUGAUAUCUGUGGUAAAUCAUUUUCUGACAAUAGCACUUUGACACAUCACAAAAUUAUUCAUACUGGGAAAAAGCCGCAUCAGUGUGAUAUCUGUGGUAAAUCAUUCUCUCAAAUUAGUCACUUGACUCAACACAAAUGUGGUCAUACAGGAGAGAAGCCAUUCCAUUGUGAUAUCUGUGGUAAAUCAUUCUCCAGAAGUAAUCAUUUGUCUGGUCACAGACGUAUUCAUACUGGGGAAAAACCAUAUCAUUGUGAUAUCUGUGGUAAAUCAUUCUCCAGAAGUAAUCAUUUGUCUGUUCACAAACGUAUACAUACUCGGGAAAAAACCAUAUCACUGUGAUAUCUCUGGUAAGUCAUUUUCUGAUAAUAGCAAUUUAAUCAGUCACAAACGUAUUCAUACAGGUGAAAAACCAUAACGUUGUGAUAUUUGUGGUGAGUCAUUCUCUCAAAUACGCCAAUUAAGUACACAUCUGAGUAUUCAUACACAGGUGUAAUCGUAUCAAUAUCAAAAUUUAUUACAACCCGGCAGGACAAGUGAGACCACAACCCAUGGCCUCUACCUGGGAUGUAGCCAGUCCACUUAUGCAUACCUUAUCUUCUUGUGACACAAAACUCUACUUGUGA